Messenger RNA from Danio aesculapii, 3748 nucleotides. It is a transcript of the gene grna, whose product is annotated as granulin a. Gene Ontology annotation, cellular component: extracellular region. NCBI's taxonomy places the organism in Eukaryota, Metazoa, Chordata, Actinopteri, Cypriniformes, Danionidae. The transcript is spliced from 21 exons. The coding region runs from base 138 to 3053 and encodes 971 amino acids. The record is from RefSeq and is a predicted model, not a curated record.
UUACAUUUAAGAGCAAUCUAAUUAAUUCAAGCACAGUGUGGGGAGGCAGCGAGGAGACAAGAUCGGUAACUUGGACCAUAAGGAUCCACGGACUGAUCAUUUACUUUCCGCUGGUCACAAAUCCACCUGUUCAAAAAAUGUUGAGACUGACAGUCGGCCUCGCUGUGGUGACCCUGGUUAUUUGCUCGCAGUGCCCCAAUAAUGAAGUGUGUGAAGCAGGCCAGUCCUGCUGCCAGGAUCCCACUGGUGGCUUCAGCUGCUGCCCUUUCCAUCACGGAGAGUGUUGCGAGGACCAUCUGCACUGCUGUCCUGAAGGCAUGUUGUGCAGUGUUAAGGACUUAACAUGUACAAAUGCAACACAUACACAGCCAUUUGCGGACAGGACACAAGCUAAAAAGCCAGACCUUCCCAAAUCAUUCAGAAUGAUCUUCUCAAUGCCGGCAAGUGAAAGCGACAUCAGCUGCCCUGACGGCUCCUCCUGUCCUGCUGAGUUCUCCUGUCUGCUGAUGUCUACAUCAUACGGUUGCUGUCCAGUAGCACAGGGCCUUGCAUGUUCGGAUGGGAAACACUGCUGCCCAAAUGAUUAUGAAUGCAGUACUGACAGCAGCUUGUGUGUCAAACGAAAAGUAAAAGUUCAGACUGUUCUUUGUGGAAACGGGACAACGGAGUGUCCUGAAGACACUACAUGUUGUCUGGCUGAAGAUGGCCAAUGGGGGUGCUGCCCCAUGCCAAAGGCUGUAUGCUGUGAUGACAAAGUCCACUGCUGCCCAGAGGACACUGUGUGUGACAUCAAGGCCUUGAAAUGCGUAUCUUCCACCAACCAGGAGCUGCCCAUGUGGGACAAAUUCCCUGCUCGCCUUAGGGCUGACUGGGAAGAUCACAAACAAAAAAAGCCUGAAACUCAACGCACUACAACUAGCCCUACAGGCACUACAAGCACUACUACUGCCACCGACCAAAUGACUACGCUGCCUGCCGAACAACAAGGGGCCUCUUCAGUGUCUACAGAUGUUCCCUGUAACGACACUGCGGCCUGUCCUGAUGAAACCACAUGCUGUAAGACUAAAGAUGGAGGAUGGGCCUGCUGUCCUCUGCCGGAGGCUGUGUGUUGUGAAGACUUCAUCCACUGCUGUCCUCAUGGUAAGAAAUGUGACGUAGCUGCGGGGUCCUGUGAUGACCCUUCAGGCUCUGUGCCCUGGGUGGAGAAGGUUCCCGUCCGUCCAAUCAGAAAACAGAAAGUGGCUGCUACACAAGUCUCUUCAGUGUCUACAGAUGUUCCCUGUAACGACACUGCGGCCUGUCCUGAUGAAACCACAUGCUGUAAGACUAAAGAUGGAGGAUGGGCCUGCUGUCCUCUGCCUGAGGCUGUGUGUUGUGAAGACUUCGUCCACUGCUGUCCUCAUGGCAAGAAAUGUAAUUUAGCUGCGGCGUCCUGUGAUGACCCUUCAGGCUCUGUGCCCUGGGUGGAGAAGGUGCCCGUUCGUCCAAUCAAAAAACAGAAAGCGGCGGUUACACAAGUCUCUUCAGUGUCUACAGAUGUUCCCUGUAAUGACACUGCGGCCUGUCCUGAUGAAACCACAUGCUGUAAGACUAAAGAUGGAGGAUGGGCCUGCUGUCCUCUGCCUGAGGCUGUGUGUUGUGAAGACUUCAUCCACUGCUGUCCUCAUGGUAAGAAAUGUGACGUAGCUGCGGGGUCCUGUGAUGACCCUUCAGGCUCUGUGCCCUGGGUGGAGAAGGUGCCCGUCCAUCCAAUCAGAAAACAGAAAGUGGCUGCUACAAAAGCCUCUUCAGUGUCUACAGAUGUUCCAUGUAACGACACUACAGCCUGUCCUGAUGAAACCACGUGCUGUAAGACUAAAGAUGGAGGAUGGGCCUGCUGUCCUCUGCCUGAGGCUGUGUGUUGUGAAGACUUCACCCACUGCUGUCCUCAUGGUAAGAAAUGUAAUAUAGCUGCGGAGUCCUGUGAUGACCCUUCAGGCUCUGUGCCCUGGGUGAAGAAGGUGCCUGUCCAUCUUAGAGCAGGUCAGAGGCCAUCUGGGAAAGUGAAUUGCAACGCUACUCACGGUUGUCCUGAAUCCAGUACUUGCUGUAAGAACAUUGCUGGAGAAUGGGGCUGCUGUCCUUUCUCUCAGGCUGUGUGUUGUGGGGACGGAUUCCACUGCUGUCCUCAAGGCACCUCUUGUGACUUUGUAACAUUAACCUGUAAAAGCAACGGCACAUCUGUGCCAAUGUCUGUCCUUAUCCCAGCCUCCGCUAAAGAGGAACAGAAAAAGCAUGAGGAAGUGAAAGUGACAGUGGGGAAAUACGAUAACAGGGUUCCAUGUGAUGCUCAAACAUCCUGUCCAGAAUACACCACUUGCUGUCUUAUUGCAAAAACCAACAAAUGGGGCUGUUGUCCACUGCCUAAUGCUGUAUGUUGCACAGAUGGAGAGCACUGCUGCCCGGCUCACUAUAAGUGUAACAUGAGCAGUGUGUCUUGUAUUAAGGGAGAUGUGGUGAUCCCCUGGUACAAUAAAAUCGCAGCUGAAAGCACACCAGCUCCAAGGUUGGAUCUCGGCGCUGUUAAAUGCGAUGAACAGUCGAGUUGCUCUGCAGAUUCGACCUGCUGCCUUUUGUCUAAAGGAGAAACGGGCUGCUGCCCUUUUCCUGAGGCUGUUUGCUGCCCAGACCAGAAGCACUGCUGUCCUGAGGGCUACAAAUGUGACCUGCACAGACGCUCCUGUGUAAAGACCACUUGGCUGUACGUGGAAAUAAUUCAACUCACUCACAUCCGCAGCAACAAACCACAGCCGAGUGUUACAGUGAAGGACGUUCAGUGUGGUGGUGGAUUCAGCUGUAAUGAUGGUGAGACCUGCUGUCCAACUUCACAAACCACAUGGGGAUGUUGCCCGUCUCCAAAGGCGGUGUGCUGUGAUGACAUGCAACACUGCUGUCCCACGGGGUAUAAAUGUGGGCCGGGUGGCACCUGUAUUUCAGCCGGAGACUUGGACUGGAGCAACUGGGUCAACUGGAAGUUGUUCUUCUCCAAAAAUAAACGAGCCAUAAGUCUAUAAUACAACACAGAUUAUUCCCACUCAGACACUUACAUGCUCAAGUGUCUGAUGUUUUUUCCACAUUUUACAUUCCUCAAUGUACUAAUCAGUGAUAAUCAGAUGAUUAAUUGCACAAGGUUGAAUUUAUUUGCAGAAGAAAAUGUUUCAUAAGGACUGAUUUUGGUAAGUUUCCAUUGCCUAAAAGUUAAUACUAACUACGCUUUAGCCAUUUGAACCUUUGAAGUAUGUGUCAUUUUUGUAAAGUGUGUUCAUAAAAUGACCAGCGUUACUGCUUAGCGCUGUCUGAGGAUUCAUUUAAUUCUGAAAUGGUGUAAAGAUGUAACGUAUUGAAGCAUAGAUGACCUCUAGUGGCAGAUCUGUCAUAAUAACUCGCAUGUGGAAAUGUCAGGUUUAAAGGUUACAUUAUUUCAGACAUCACGCAGUCUUGUGAUUAUGACUAGAUCACCCUUGACAAGGAAAUGUAUUAAAUGAAAAUCUACCAUAUCCUCUUUGUAAUUUCCCUUGGUCUUUACUCUAGUGUGUGUGCGUAACUUUUUUUUCUUCAUUGAUUUGAAUGGCUUUUAAUAGUUAUAUUGAUUGAUCUUGGUGAAAGAUAACUUAAAGAUUUCUCAGCAUUUCUGUACUGGAUAUUUUCCACAACAGAUCUGAAUCCUUGUCAGCUGAAAUGGAGAAAUAAAAAGAGAAAUGCUUGUGUA